AUGACCCUGGGCUCAAGAGGAGGGGGCGCGGCCUUGAGAUUCCAUUGCCGGGGCCUGGUGAUGGCGUGGGUAGAAGAUCCAGGGAAAAGAGACCUGAAUUAUAAUGAGCUGCAGGAGUUCCCCAUCGCCAUCCGGAUGCUGGGCAGACUGCAGGAACUAGGGUUCCAUAACAACAACAUCAGGGCCAUCCCAGAAAAGGCCUUCAUGGGGAACCCUCUGCUGCAGACAAUACACUUUUAUGAUAACCCGAUCCAGUUUGUGGGAAGGUCAGCAUUCCAGUACCUGCCUAAACUGCACACACUAUCCCUGAAUGGUGCCACGGACAUCCAGGAGUUCCCAGAUCUCAAAGGGACCACGAGCCUGGAGAUCCUGUGAGUGGAUACACUCAGCCUCUACCCCAUCUG
Leptonychotes weddellii (Weddell seal) is the source of this 404-nucleotide messenger RNA. Lineage: Eukaryota; Metazoa; Chordata; Mammalia; Carnivora; Phocidae. The record is from RefSeq and is a predicted model, not a curated record.